CAAAAUUUACAAAAAAAAACAUAAACAACACACAGUACUCGACACAAUUAAACAUUUUUGAACAUUAAUCACCUCUACAUUUAGGAUCACACAGUGUAUUUAAUUAAAAUGGCAAGAAACGUUUUUCUCGAUAAGGAAACAAAGUUACGACAAAGUCGUCUCUUGCCGGAAAUCGCGUCGAGCACUUCCAAAUGUUCCACAGAGUUGCUUUGCGAAUUUAACUCGGAGUGGAGCCAAAGCUCAGACAUUACGAUACCCCGUACACCAACUCUGAUCUUGGACUACGUGCAGUUUUUGGCAGCUCGCACCAUACAACGACAUUGGCGAGGGUUUUCCAGUCGCAAAUCUGAAGUCGACACUAAGAAGGCUGCGAUUACCAUACAACGUUGGUGGCGUGGAUAUCAAGUGCGUGGCAAAUACAUGCUGAUUAUGGAACGUAUGUUGCAGGAUAGGCUGAUGGACAUGUACAACAAUGCAGCCACCAAAAUCCAGGCACUCUUCCGAGGUUGGUGGUCUCGACAAGCAGUGCACGACUUGAGCGCUCUGAAGAGGAUUCAGAGAUGUGCUGCGCAGGAUCUGCUCAAUUGCGUGGCCUAUAAGCUGCAUCAUCUGCUUCGCACUCAUUCUAUUCCCGGCGUUUACUCGCUGCGGGAUUCAAACUGUCUGUCGCGCGUUGAGAAACUUUUGUCCACAAUGACAUUUCGUUUUUACAAUGCUCGUGUUCAUAAUGUCUUAAUGAAACGUGAAGUAAAUUUUAAAAACUUUAGGCGGAAUUUCACAAAAAAUUCUAAUUAUACCACAGUUCCAUAUACCGGACCCAACGACAGGGUGACUUGUAAGCCCCAUUGUGAGGAUUUUCUGAGCAAGACCAUUAAUACGGAUAAGCUAAUGUACAAAAUUAUCGCCGCUUACGAUGAUGCUCAGCGUGAUUUGACAGCAAAAAAAACGCAAUAUAACUUAGCUGAAAGGAAGCGGCGAAAGCAUAUAGAUAAGAUCCUCGAACAGAAGGAGAGACGCAAGUGUAGCUUCUGUGCCGAUGUUGUUGCCAGUAUGCGGCGCUGGAAGAUCUGGGACUCUGAGAAAUUGACCAUAUCGAAGGAUGUAUUUCGAAAUCUCGGCAACUUGGAGAGUUUUCUCAAUGAAGCCAAAGAUAUUGUGGAUGAUUUUCAGGGACGAUGUCAUUGCAAAAUUAUGCUUCACGAUGUGCAAGAAUGUCAUUAAUUAAUUUUGGCUUAUUAUAUAAUGCAUUGGAAUAAAUAAAUAAAGCACUCUUCUAUUCAA
Messenger RNA from Drosophila nasuta, 1281 nucleotides. Its product is annotated as spermatogenesis-associated protein 17. Gene Ontology annotation, cellular component: spindle pole. The record is from RefSeq and is a predicted model, not a curated record. The transcript has 5 exons. Gene Ontology annotation, biological process: spindle organization; establishment of meiotic spindle localization; mitotic cell cycle. Gene Ontology annotation, molecular function: calmodulin binding. The coding region runs from base 109 to 1221 and encodes 370 amino acids. Lineage: Eukaryota; Metazoa; Arthropoda; Insecta; Diptera; Drosophilidae.